Messenger RNA from Salvelinus fontinalis (brook trout), 5249 nucleotides. RefSeq names its product amyloid-beta A4 protein-like. The record is from RefSeq and is a predicted model, not a curated record. Gene Ontology annotation, molecular function: signaling receptor activator activity; signaling receptor binding; transition metal ion binding. Gene Ontology annotation, cellular component: membrane raft; cell surface; early endosome. The transcript has 17 exons. The coding region runs from base 179 to 2236 and encodes 685 amino acids. Lineage: Eukaryota; Metazoa; Chordata; Actinopteri; Salmoniformes; Salmonidae. Gene Ontology annotation, biological process: central nervous system development; axonogenesis.
GGUCAGGUGACAGGCUUUGGAGCAGCUGGCCAGCCUCGUUGUCGCUCUCCAUCAUCCUAUGCUCGUAACACGCACCGUAGCCAAACGGGGGUGCACGGGGACGAGAUAGAGGCUCAUACUAACGGAUAUAUCUGAAUAUUUUCAAGAGAUUGGACAGAACUGAUUUAGGGUCAACGGCAUGGUCGAGCGAACAGCAUUUCUGUUGUUAUGGGUGGCGACCUUGACGCUGACAUCGGAGGUGCCAUCUGAUGACUCAGUGGCUCUGCUAGCGGAGCCCCAGGUAGCCAUGUUCUGUGGGAAGCUCAACAUGCACGUCAACGUCCAGAGUGGCAAGUGGGAGCCGGACCCCUCCGGCACCAAGAGCUGCAUCGGAACCAAGGAGGGCAUCCUGCAGUACUGCCAGGAGGUGUACCCUGAGCUCCAGAGCACAAACGUGGUGGAGGCCAACCAGCCAGUCAGCAUCCAGAACUGGUGCAAGAAGGGACGCAAGCAGUGUCGCAGUCACACACACAUCGUGGUGCCCUACCGCUGCCUGGUUGGGGAGUUUGUGAGUGAUGCGCUGCUGGUUCCUGAUAAGUGCAAGUUCCUGCACCAGGAGAGAAUGGACAUGUGUGAGAGCCAUCUGCACUGGCACACCGUGGCUAAAGAGUCCUGUGGAGACCGCACCAUGAAUCUCCAUGACUACGGCAUGCUGUUGCCAUGUGGCAUCGACCUUUUCCGAGGGGUGGAGUUUGUGUGUUGCCCGGCAGACACGCAUCGCGAGUCAGAGAGCGUCGAGCUGACUGAGUCUGACGUGUGGUGGGGCGGAGCCGAGACUGAAUACACCGAUAACGGCAUGCUUCACCAGGCGGAUCAGGGGGCUUCCACCACUGAGGAUGAUGAGGAUACCUUCAAUAGGGAUGAGGACGGUGACGGUGAUGAGGAUGAAGAUGAUGUGACUGACAAACGGGACAGUGGUGAACGCACCUCCAACAUCGCCAUGACAACUACCACCACGACCACCACUGAGUCGGUUGAGGAAGUUGUCAGAGUGCCCACCACGGCCCCUCACCCCCCUGACGCAGUGGACCAUUACUUGGAAUCUACCGGAGACGACAACGAACACGCCGACUUCCAGAAGGCCAAGGAGAGUCUGGAGGCCAAGCACCGCGAGAGGAUGUCCCAGGUGAUGAGAGAGUGGGAGGCGGCAGAGAGACAGGCCAAGAGUCUCCCUCACGCUGACAAGAAGGCUGUCAUUCAGCACUUCCAGGAGAAGGUGGAGGCCCUGGAGCAGGAGGCAGCAGGAGAGAGACAGCAGCUGGUUGAGACCCACAUGGCCCGGGUAGAGGCCCUGCUCAACAGCUGCCGUCGCAUGGCCCUGGAUAACUACCUUAGCGCCCUGCAGGCCAACCCACCCAGGCCUCGUCAGGUGCUGGGCCUUUUGAAGAAGUAUGUACGUGCAGAGCAGAAGGACAGACAACACACCCUGAAACACUACGAACACGUCCGCAUGGUCGACCCCAAGAAGGCUGCUCAGAUCCGACCCCAGGUGAUGACCCACCUGCGUGUGAUUGACGAGAGGAUGAACCAAUCCCUGGGGCUGCUCUUCAAAGUGCCCAGCAUGGCCAACAAAAUCCAAGACCAAGUUUCGAUCCUGAUGCAGAGGGUUCAGUCAGAGUUGUCUCAGCAAGUCUCAUCUCUGCAGAGUGAUGAGAGGACUGAUGUCAGGGUGAGCUAUGGGAACGAUGCCCUGAUGCCUGACCAGGCCUACAGCUCUGCCCCUCUGGACCCUGGCAUGGGCCUGGACAGACUCGGCUUCAUCCACCCAGAGAGUUUCAACCAACCCAACACCGACAACCAUGUUGAGCUUGUUGACGCUCGUCCAGUUCCAGAUAGAGGUCUGCCCACUCGGCCUGUCUCUGCUCUGAGGCCUGAGGAGUUCCCUGAGGUGCGGAUGGAGAAAGGAGAGCGGCAAAGCGCCAGCUAUGAAGUGCUUCAUCAAAAAUUGGUAUUCUUUGCUGAGGAUGUUGGCUCCAACAAGGGUGCCAUCAUUGGGCUGAUGGUGGGUGGGGUUGUCAUAGCGACAGUCAUCGUCAUCACUCUGAUCAUGCUGAGGAAGAAGCAGUACACCUCCAUCCAUCACGGAGUCAUCGAGGUGGAUGCUGCAGUGACCCCAGAGGAGCGACACCUGUCCAAGAUGCAGCAGAACGGUUAUGAGAACCCCACCUACAAGUUCUUCGAACAGAUGCAGAACUAAGGAGCUACUCUUUGAUCCCUCACUGACCCUGAACCCUCCUUAACCCCUCACACCUAGGCCCCGUUGCAUAUUGGUCCCUAAACCCUUCUCCUAGCUCCUACUCUUAUUUUCAAUGGAUCUUAAAGGACUUGAUAGGUGAAACCAGUAUGACUGAAGCUCCACGUAAAUCUAUUGGGUUAGAAAGAGCCGUGGUCAUAUUACUUAUAGCCACCCAGGGGUAGUGAAGGCCAAGGGGCUAGGAGCCAAAAUGGAACCAAGCCACACACUCUCCAUCCCUUCCUCGUAGAGUGCAGCACAUCAACAUCCAUAGCUGCCAUUAGUCAGACAAGGGUAUCCUUCUUCACCUACACAUUUUUAGCCAAUCACAGAUGAGAUCCCGUAGCGUUUGUACAGAAUAGAGAAACACAUUGAUUUAUCUGUCCAUGUAUCUGUGGGUUGGUUGGCCCUCCCCCAUAGUACAGCACUCACAUCUCUAAGAGGGCUAAACAGAGGCCUCAUAUACACCUGUAAUCUUCCUCGCUCUGAAGCACUCUCCUCUCCCCCUCCAUCUCUCCAACGCAUUCCUCUCCCACUGCUUCUCUCAGAUGACGGCUGUGCUGUUUUUGGUGAUGACAUAACAGCUCUUAGUGCUAGCGAAGGGAGGAUGGGCUCAGUCUACCCUGAGCUCCUCUCUGCAGGAUUAUAUCACAAGAGUUUCAGGUUUGUUUUUCAGGUAAAACAUAUAUACAAAAAAUAUAUAUAUAUGUCAUCAGAAAUAUGUAAAUGAAUAAAUAGCGAAUGUUUUUAUUUUGUGCAAAAUGUAUUGAAACAAGGCAGAAAAAAGCUCUAACUAUAUGUAGUGCAUGGUGAUAUUGAUGACGGAUAUACAUAGAGAACCUGGCUCCUGUCGUGGGGACUGGGCCUCGUGCACUUAGCAGGAUAGAACAUUUUAGUGUCUUCUUUGAUCUUGUGAUAUGAAGGGAAAAAAAGUAUUUUGAAUCUGUUUUUUGUUGUCACGGAGACAUGCUUUAAAUAGAAUCUGUGUUCUCCUUUGUUUUCUCCCCCCCAUGCCUCAUUCGGUCUUAGCUGCAUGGGCUGAAUGCUCUAUGUGUAAUAUAAUAUGAAGUGUAAUAGUAUCUGAAAGGAAGUUGAAUGUGUUACUGUUUGCGUUCUAUGCACUCAUUUAGAGUCAGAUUAUUUACUGGUAUUACUGCUCUGUUUAUCGGCAUUCCCUGUCUGUUAACUGAUAUUCCAUGUCCAUAGAAUUGUGUUUCAGCUCCAUUCCUCAUUUUAUUCCAGAAAUCUCAGUAUUUCACCCUAUCUUUCCAAUUCCUAUAUCAUCUGUGAAUAUCUAUGAAUAUAAUUUAUGGAAACAGAAAUAAUUAAUAUUUUUCUCAGGCUUUCACUCUUUUUCUAUCUUUCUUUCCCUCUCUGUCCCAUAGACCCCCCCCCCCAACAGACCUGCUCCCCAUCCCUUCUCUAUCACUCCCUCUCUCUGUCCCAUAGACCCCCCCCCACAUCCCUUCUCUCACUCCCUCUCUCUGUCUCAUAGACCCCCCAACAGCCCUGCUCCCCAUCCCCUCUCUCUGUCCCAUAGACCCCCCAACAGCCCUGCUCCCCAUCCCUUCACUAUCACUCCCGCUCUCUGUCCCAUAGACCCCCCAACAGCCCUGCUCUCCAUCCCUUCACUAUCACUCCCGCUCUCUGUCCCAUAGACCCCCCAACAGCCCUGCUCUCCAUCCCUUCACUAUCACUCCCUCUCUCUUUGUGCUGUGUCGGCACUUUGGAGUUGGUGUGUAAGAGAGAAUUAGAUUAAGUUGAUAGAGGGGGCGGGGAUUGAGUGUGAUAAAGUCACCUUUCCUAUCAUCACUCUUGCACACACACAUUCCCUCCAGUGUUUGAUACAUGUACAGUGUACCUAUGUGUUUCAUGGUGGAUAUCCCACUUUUUGCUUGUCUGUCAUCUCUCAUUCUCAGACCUCCUGGUUUUAAAAGCAGAGGCUAAAGAAAUACUGACCUCAGACCAGUUUAUUGAUGGUUUAAUUGAUCUCCGACCAAUGCGUGCGAAGCUAAAAACAGGGACCUGGGCCCAGAUUCACAAAACUCGUAUUGUGCAAAAACUUCAGGAAAAUAACCUCCUAAGUGCAAUUCCUCAACAAUCUUAUUUUCUUACAAACAUCUCAUAUUCUUGCCCUUUAAAAAACAAAGAUGUCUAGCUAGCCAUGGCAACCGUGUUAACAUAUUCCUUACUGAAAAUACUGUUCUAAAACAUGUUCUUGGAUUUAAAAUAAUCACUACUGAAACUUUCAGAUGAAGGUUGAGUGAAUUAAAUAUGUUCAAUUGCUUUCAUGAGCUUUUUCUCUCACUGCCCUGAGUUUAAGACAAGGGUUUAGCUAUAUCUUGAAAUUAACAACAUUAUUUUCAAGAAUCUAAUUUAAAAAUUCUCAAUGCAAAACAUAAGAAAUAGUGCAAUUUCCCCCCACAAUAACCUUUGAGGAAUAGCAACUUAAUUUUCUUCUUAAAUCUAUAGUUAAGAAUACAUUUAAGGUUUUGUGAAUAUGGGCCCUGAUAUGAAGGGCACAACGUCAAUGUUUAGAUCGGAUGUCAUUGUCUGUUAAGUAGUGUUUGUUACAUUUCUAUCUGCAACAUUCAGAAUGUUUCACCUCACUGAACACACCCCAGAUCUGGGAUCAGUAUUUAGAGGCAGUAGUAGAGACCAGUAGUAGAGACCCUCCCAAAAUUAAGUCAAACUACAGCCUCCAAUAGACAUGAAUGUGACAUUCAUAUUGUGAAAUUAUUCCACAGAUCUACACACACACAAACUGAAUCAGGUAAUUGUGUUGUCAAGGAUACUCAUGCUAUCUUUCAUUUGUUAAUUCUGACUUUCGUUGUACCUUUACAAAGCUUUCUACACACACCCCAUCAAUAAAAAAAAUGUAAUGUACAUACAGAUCUCUGUUCAUGACAGAGCUUGACUCCUGUGUGAAUGACAAGUGUUUUAUAUAGGAGGAACAAUAAAACAUUUGAACACGUUA